Molecule: messenger RNA, 729 nt
Organism: Monascus purpureus
Lineage: Eukaryota; Fungi; Ascomycota; Eurotiomycetes; Eurotiales; Aspergillaceae
Source: the annotation of a GenBank genome assembly
AUGGCAGCGGGGGGAUCACGACGUCCGGGGAACCGCAAGGGAGGUCUUCUGGGUCCGCUACUUGGACUGGUAUGUGCCCGCUCCUGCUCCGUCCCCCACGGGGGGGUCUCGCUGACGAUAGGAAACCCCGCCAGGUUCUUCACCGGCCCCAUGAUCAUCAUGAACCUGCUCCUGACCGCGGGCGUCUACUGGCACACCAUCCUGUACACCCAGCUGCUCUACAUCGUCUAUGUCAUCCUGCUCUACGUCGGCUCCAUCGUCCCCACCACCUACAAAUGGGGUUACUUCACCCUGGCCAUGGUCGCCCUGGCCCUCACCCUGGAGAACAUCGUCUGGGCCGGCUGGCGCCACGCCUCGGCCCUGGGCGGCAACGUUGCCCGGCUGUACCGCAUCCUGGCCCCGAGCCUCGUCGUUCUCUGGAUCCUCUACCCCGUCGCCUGGGGUGUGAGCGAGGGCGGUAAUGUCAUCGCCCCCGAUUCCGAACACAUCUUCUACGGUAUCCUCGACAUCCUGGCCAAGCCGGUGUUGGGCGCCGUCCUGCUCAUCGGACACAUGAAGAUCGACAUCACCCAGCUCGAUCUCCGCCUGUACGACCGGGUGCCGAACGAGGGCGAGGCGAACCGCGCCGCAUACAACGAGAAGCGCGACCAUCUGGCGCAGCACGACAUCGAGGCCACCGCUGCUGGCGCCCCUGCUGCAGCUCCCGCUGCCAACGGGACCCAAGCAUAG